Molecule: messenger RNA, 5352 nt
Organism: Lytechinus variegatus (green sea urchin)
Lineage: Eukaryota; Metazoa; Echinodermata; Echinoidea; Temnopleuroida; Toxopneustidae
Product: ninein-like protein
Exons: 23
Coding region: 243-4553 (1436 amino acids)
Biological process (GO): microtubule anchoring at centrosome
Cellular component (GO): centrosome
Molecular function (GO): calcium ion binding
Source: RefSeq, a predicted model, not a curated record
AACAAUAUCCACCGACGCUAUGACUCAACUCGAACCGUGGAAUGCGAGUAAUCUGAGCCGAAAAUAUUCAAAGAAACAUGGAAAACAUGUUAUGUUAUUGAAUCAAGUACAAAAUUACCGUGGAUUACAAACAAAGCAGUCUAGCUGAGUGGUAAGUUGUAUAACAAACUACAUGUAUAGCGGGGAGCUGGUAUAAGACCCCACCCUUUGCAUCACCCUCACCUCCACCACCAUCUACCACCAUGGAUGAGUCGGAUGAAGAUGUGUAUGUCUCCCAACUCAAAGAAUUGUUUGCCGGCUGUGAUACCAAGGGACUUGGUCGCCUCGGUGCAGCGGAGCUGACGGAAUUGUGUUCCAAGCUCCAGCUGGAAGGACAGGUGGAUCUCCUCCUGGAGCAGCUACUUGGCAAUGACACCUCAAAGACGGUUGACUUUGAUACCUUCAAGGAGGCUUUUGUGAUGGUUCUAUCGUCGACCGUUGAUCUAGAUGGUGUGGAAGUAGGAACUGAUAUUGAUCAAGAAUACAGCAUGGGUAGCUUCCCCAAUUCAGCUGACCUGAUUGAUGAAGUAUCUCCCAAGUAUGUGAAGGAUGGGAGGCGAUACGGCAGAAGAUCUCGUAUAGACUUUGAUGUGACGGCAGACUUCUCUGAAGUGGAUGAUGAUCUGAUCAGUAAUGAACCCAAGUCCUUGGCUGAAGAGCUUGGUCCAAUGCAGUCAUAUCACGAGAGUAGUGAACAGAGUGCUAAUAGAAAGUCAAAGUCUUAUGUUGAGGAAAACAUUGAGGCUCCUGAGAUUGAACAUGAUGAUAGACGCUCCCAUUCACACUCAGUAUCUCACCGGUCUAACCCUCCUGAACCACCACAAAAUGAGACGUUUGAAGCAGAAGGUCAGAUGAAUGCAUCAAUGAGUGUAUAUGAUCAGGGUCAAUCAGAGGCAGAACAGGUACAGGCCAUCUGGGAGGAGGUCGGUGUAGGCAAGGAUGGCUUCUUAGAUAUCAACGAGCUAGCCGUCGUGUGUGAACACAUCGGCAUGGAAGACAUGGAUAGAACGGAGCUGAAGAAUCUCUUCAACAAGCUUGACCGGGACGAAGACGGGAAGGUGGGUUUUGAGGAGUUCCUGGAUGGACUCUUCAGGACGGCCGGUAUCCGUACCCCUGCCCCCCUUACUCCACUAUCCCUUGCCCCCACCCCCAGUCUGCUAUCAUCCCAGAUAGCAGCUAAGAGAAGAAUGCAAGUAAGUGUCAUGGAUGAGCCCAUGUACAGGACAGCCACCCCUUCAUUGCUCAUGGCUCAACCGAUCACAAAGCUCUUCAGUGUGCUGGAUGCUAAUAAUGCUGGUUUCACUACAAUGGAUGCUGUAAGUGAGCAGUUGAUGGAACAAGGAAUCUACAACCCUCAAGAAGUAUUAGAGGCCCUUGAUAUAUACCCAGAUGUGAGUGGUAGGAUCAAUCUAGAGGGUCUAUCUAUGGCUCUGGAUAACAUUCUCAUGACAGCAGGAGAGAAUAAUGGUGUCUACCAGGCCGCUCUUACCUCAUACCAAAGUGAACUCAAAUACCUCAGGUCUUUAAACGAUCAGCUAACGACGGAGCGAGACAAACUCAAGAUGGAUAUUGCUGAAGCAAACAGACAGAACUCAAGUCUUGUCCAGGAGAUUGAUGAUCGUCAUGCCAACAUUGAGAAAACAAAUGAAACUAAAUUGAGAGAUAUGGAGAGGAAAUACCAGGAGAAGAUCAACUCACUUCAAGCUGAGAUAGAGAAAGAAAGAGAGAUGAUCUCAUCACAAGCCACUAAUCAGACCACUAAGCUACUGGAUGAGAUGGAACAACUCAAAGGAGAUGAAGCACUCUCAAAAGAAAGGUUACAGAACAUUGUAGAGGAUAAUAAUCGCCUUGAGCAGGAUCUAAAUGAUGCUAUGGAGAAGCUAUUAGAGUACGAGAAGACGAUAACCAAGCAGCAGAGAGAUCUUGAUGGAUUCUCAGAGCUUGAGGAAAGGUUGGCUGAGUUAGAGACCAGCAGAGAUGGCGUUUCCAAGCAGCAGGAGGUUUACUAUGAGCAGAGCCUCAGAGAUAUGCAGGAACACAUGCGGACAUUGCAAGAUCAAUUGGAUGAGACAAGCCAAGAGAAUGAGCUCUUGAAGCACCAAGCAUCAGAGAGGAAGGUCAGAAGGAAAGGAAGCAAGUUGCAGGGUGGACCUCGCCGGGGAGGAUCAGUUCUCUCAGACUAUACCAAUAAACCAUCGGUGGUUAAAAGGAACCUUAACUCCUCAUCAGAUAAUGAUGAUUCUGAGCUUGAUGAGUUGGAUCCCAAAUCUAAGAGACGUCUUCCUCAGGUCAGCGGUAUCCCGGAGGAAGAAGAAGAAGAUGAACUUAGUGGAGAGAUACAGAAACGACUUGAAGAAGAGAAAGCCAAGCUUGAAGCCAAGAUUGAGUCCCUGAAAGAGCAACAUCUUGAAGAAAUGGAGGAAACCAAGGAAACCUUUGAGACGGAAAUCAAAGAGAUUGAAAAACGUUACAGACAGGAGAUGAGGGAGAUGGAGGAAAGGUUUGAGCAGGAGAGUGCCAAGUUAGCCAACGACCUGCAGGAGAAUGAGAAGCAUUCCGAAGAGGAGAAGGUAUCGCUUGCAAUGCAGUUUGAGGAGGAGAAGGCUCAACUGAUGGAAGAGUUUGAAGGAGAGAAGGCUGCCCUGGAGCAAGCCUUCGAGAUCAUGAAAACAGAACUUGAGGAAACUCUCAAGAAUGAAUUUGCCGAUGAGCUGAACGAUAGACUUGCAGAACAGGCAGCAAAGUUUGAUGAAGAAAGGUUGUCUCUAGAGGGCGCCCUCACGAAUGAUAAAUCUAAGCUUGUCUCUGAGAUCCAGCAGGUCAGGGAAGAUGGUGAGUCCAAGCUCAGGAAUCUCAAGAUGGAGCUAGAAGUUCAGCACCUUGAAGAGAAAGAAGAUCUGGAGUCCAAGUUCGAGGAGGCAAGGGAGGAUCUCCGUCGACAGCUCCGGGAGAAACAGAAUGAGCUGGAUUCCAUCCUUGAUGAUGGAGAAGUAGGGUUGAAAGGCCAGCUCAAAGAGGAUUUCAUUCUCCUGUUGGACCAGCACAAGCAGGUGACUGAGAAUGACUUCCUGGAGAAGCUGGAGGUGGAGAAGGAGGCUCUGAGUCUCCAGCUUCAGAAGGAGCGGCAGGAGAUGCAGGACGAGUUUGACAAGGAGAAGUAUGAACUCUCGGAUGCUGUCAGCGGAGAGAAGUCUGAUCUCCUGGAUCACUUCCAGAGGGAGACAGAUGAAAUGAUUGAGAAGCAUCAGAGGGAGAGGAAUGAAGCCGAGGAGAGAUUCAAGGCUGAUAGGAAUAAGAUGGCAGAUAAACAUCGUAAAGAGAUUGAUGAUCUGAUGAGGAUGAAUGAAGAAACCAUAGAUGAUCUGAAGAAACAGCAUGCAAAGGCCAUUGAUAAACUCCAGAAAGAGAAGAAUAAACUGGAGGAGAAGCUGGAGAAGGAGAAGAGGAGACUGGAGGAGCGUAUGAAGACAGACAAGGAGCGAUGGGAGGAGGAGAAUGCUAAAUUGAAGUUACGACAUGAGCAGGAGCUGCAGCAAGCUAUGGAUGAGGCCGAGAGGGAGAGAAACAUGAUGGAGAUGGCUGUCAGGGUCGAGGUCCAGAGAGAUGUAAAGAAGGAGGUGACCGAUGAGUACGAGGAGAAGAUGGAUCAGGUCAAGACAGAAUUUGAGGAUGAGAAGGCAGAGAUGAUAGCUGAGAAUGAAAUGCUGCAGAAUAAACUGAGAAUGGCUGAGGUGGCUAAAGAAGAAGCUGUAGUAGCUAUUCAGAUGCAAACACAGGAAGCAGCAUUACAGCAAGCCAGGCCUGAUAGGGCUUCUUAUGAUGCACUUUCUACUGAACGUGACCUUCUCAAGGUCGCCCUCUCUGGGUCCGAGGAUAAAUUGAAGAUGAUGACAGAAAAAGCAGACUCGACGAGUAAAGAUCUUCACACCUUGGAGACAAAGCUGAUUGCUCUAGAGACAGAGAAAUCUCGACUCAAGAUGGAGCUAGAGGAUCUCAACAAAAAGUACAUCAACAUGCAGAUGCAGGUGUCGGUAGCAAGUUCGCAGCACUCCAGGGAACUGGAACGGGUACGGCAAAAACAGACUCUGGAGUUCCAAGGAGAGCUGGGCCAUCUCAGGGAAGAACUGGCCCAGAGAGAUGGGAGGAUCAAAGAGCUUGACAGGCAGAUCAGGGAGAAAGCCGAAGAACUCAAGAGGGCGCUGUCCAUCGGGAAGGAGACAGAGGGGUCAGAGGUUAGGAAGAUGAGGAGAGGGAAGGAGGAAGCAGAGAAGAAGUACAGAAAGAUGAGGGCUAUGUUGGAGGAAUACAUGAAGAAACUGAAAGAUCAGCUGGCUAAAACAACUCGUCAUGAUGUCCUUCUCAAGGAGCUGUAUGUGGAGAACUCAAAACUGCAGAGGACACUGCAGCUGACAGAGGAAAGACAGAAAACGGCAGAAAGAAACUGUCACAACCUGGUUGAGAAGAACCAAGCAUAUCUAAACAUUCUUAAGAAGGUAUGUCCUGCAGCUGUCUGAAUGUGAACAAUCAAAAAGAUCACAAUGAUUGAUGCAGAACAUGAUAGAGAUGUACCUCGACAUUCUGAAGAAACUGCAAAAGAUGUCAGAAAUUGCCACGAUCUGGUUGAGAAGAACCAGGCUUAUCUAAACAUUCUUAAGAAGGUAUGUCCUGCAGCUGUCUGAAUGGGAACAAUCAAGAAGAUCACAAGGAUUGAUACCUAACCUGAUAGAGAUGUACCAGGACAUUCUGAAGAAAAUAAAAGAAAAACCUGAUGGAAAAAAACCAGCAUAUCUGAACAUUCUGCAGAAGGUUUAUUCUGUAGAGAUCCUGCAUGGGAAUGUAGAACAAUCAAGGGUUGAAUCAGAUCUAGAUAGAGACAUACCUUGACAGAAGAAGACAUGUUUGUCAUGCAGCCAUUUGAAUGGGAUUGAUCUAGAUAGCAAAGAUAAGAGAGUCUAUGUGCAUAUGAGCUGAACUUUCAGAACCUGAUAGAGGUAUACAAGGACAUUCUGUAUGAAGGAAGAAAACUGUGGAAGGAAAUCGUCUUGAGAGAUGCAGCAGAGAGAAGGAAGUCCUGAGACCUCUGGAGAAAAUACAAAUUCAAGGGUAGGAGUUGAUGAAUGUUAAACAUUCUCUGAACUUCCUGUCCAAUAGCAUUUAAAAGAAAUCAUUAAAUUCUAAGAAUUAAUGAAUAAAUCAUAGAUUGUCAUUUGAAGACUCUCUGUCCAGCAGUUGUCUCAGAAGUUCUAUGCAAAGAUGAAAUAAGCCAUCAGUACUUUUUGAAGCAAAUUGGCCUUACCCAAGACUUCAAAUGAC